AUGUCUGUUGCAGCAUCUCAUCGUGACAACACAAGAAGAUGUGCCAAUUUUACUCCAAACAUCUGGGGCAAUAUGUUUCUUCAAUAUGCUUCAAGAUCUAAGGAAGUUGAUGACAAUGUGGAACAUAAGAUACAGAAAGAGAAGUUAAAGAAGGUUAUAUCUUCCAACGAUCAGAGUCCUUUAGAAAAGCUAGAGUUCAUUGACUGGGUCCAACGUUUGGGAGUUUCCUACCACUUCGAACAUGAAAUUGAAGAAGCAUUGGCAAGGAUUCACAGUAUUUAUACCAGCAACAGCAAUGUUAUUAGGCAGGAUGGCGGUGAUAAUCUUCACUUUGUGGCUUUACUCUUUCGGUUGCUGAGGCAACAUGGAUAUCCCGUUUCAUCUGAUGUGUUUGAGAGAUUCAAGGGCAUCAAGGGAAAGCUUGAUAAUGAAAAUCUUACCGAAGAUGACGUGAAAGGAAUGCUGGCCUUGUAUGAAGCUGCACAAUUUGAGGUUCACGGAGAGAGCAUACUGGAGGAAGCUCUUCAUUUCACUUACACUUACCUGAAAUCUCUCAUAGAUAACAACCAGCUGAGCCCUUGUCUCCAUGCACAUGUCAACCAUCGUUUAAGUCAGCCUCUGCACAAGAGAUUGCGUAGGCUAGAGGCAAAGCAUUACAUGUCUUUCUAUCAGCAACAAGAUACUUCCCAAAAUGACAAAAUUUUGCUCAACUUUGCAAAACUAGAUUUCAAUAUGCUGCAGCAACUGCAUCAAAAAGAAAUUGGCAAUAUCACCGAGUGGUGGGAAGGAUCAGAGUUUGUGAGAAAGGUCCCUUAUGCUAGAGAUAGGUUGGUGGAGGCCUACUUUUGGUCUUUAGCCUUGUCCUAUGAGCCUCAAUUUAGCACAGCAAGGAUGCUAGUUGGCAAAAUGGUUGCCAUUUUCUGUCUUCUUGACGAUACUUAUGAUGCCUAUGGCACACUUGAAGAACUUGAACUCUUCACAGAGGCCUUCCACAGAUGGGAUACAAGUCCAAUUGAAUCUCUUCCAGAGUGCAUGAAAGUGGUGUUUGAAGCAGUUGCGGUACUAUGCAAUGAAAUGGAAAUGGUGACUGCAGAAGAAGGAACGUCAAAUUUUGUGAUCCCACAUGUUAAACAAGCGUUUUAUAACCUGACGAAGGCAUACUUGAUGGAAGCAAAAUGGUGCAAUGAAAACUAUAUUCCAAGUUAUGAGGAGUACAAGGAUAAUGGAGUUGUAUCUGCUACUUUCCCACUUCAGAUAACUACAUUUCUGGGCCUUGGAAAUCUUGCAACUAAAGAGGUGUUUGAUUGGAUUUCCACAAAUCCAAAAAUAGUUAGGGCUGGCUCACUUAUUGCCAGACUCAUGGAUGACAUGGCCUCUCAUAAGUUUGAGCAGGAGAGAGGGCAUGUUGCUUCAGGAGUGGAAUGUUGCAUGAAGCAGUAUGGAAUUUCAGAAGAAGAAGCCUAUAAAAUACUCGAUGAAGACAUCAAAAAUUAUUGGAAGGAUAUUAAUGAGGAGUGCCUGAACAAUCCACAUGGUGUUCCAAAGUCCGUGCUUGGUUUUGUCCUCAAUUUUGCCCAAGGGAUUGAGGUUGUCUAUGAAAAUCAAGAAGACAGAUUUACCAAUGGCAAGUCUCUCAAACAAUAUGUCGUCCAGCUCCUCUUGAACCCCAUACCCAUUGAGCCGUGACGCAGCUUUAUAUAUUUUAUAUUUAGGACUUGUCAUUUCAAUUUGUUGUGUUGCCACGUGUAAUAGUGAUGUGGAUGUAUUUCUAGCUACUUCCUAGGUUAUCCAACUAUGCUGUUAUUGAUUACUG
This is a messenger RNA of Neltuma alba, 1813 nucleotides long. Its product is annotated as probable terpene synthase 2. Gene Ontology annotation, molecular function: magnesium ion binding; terpene synthase activity. The coding region runs from base 1 to 1686 and encodes 561 amino acids. The transcript has 7 exons. The record is from RefSeq and is a predicted model, not a curated record. NCBI's taxonomy places the organism in Eukaryota, Viridiplantae, Streptophyta, Magnoliopsida, Fabales, Fabaceae. Gene Ontology annotation, biological process: diterpenoid biosynthetic process.